This is a messenger RNA of Entrophospora candida, 1059 nucleotides long. NCBI's taxonomy places the organism in Eukaryota, Fungi, Glomeromycota, Glomeromycetes, Entrophosporales, Entrophosporaceae. The record is from the annotation of a GenBank genome assembly.
GAACAAAAAAAUAAUUCUCCUAAUCAGCAAAGAGAUAAUGAUACACCCCCUCCUGAGGAUAGUCCUCCUUCCGACAAUCCCAAUGGCAAAUUAAGCCAAGCAGAAUUAAAAAAAUAUCUCUUAGAAAAAAGGUUAGAUUUACAAAAAUAUUUUGUGUUUAAUUUAGGGGAAUUAGAAAAAGGAAAUGUCAAUUUGGUAGGAUUGUCAGCGCUUAACAUAAGGAAGAAUAAUAAUAUUCUUGCCAAUCAUUUGACAGAUUUAGCAAAGAAGUUUGAUAAAAGCAACAAAUUAAGAAAAAAGUUUGUAAGAUUGCUUGAUAGUUCGGGCGACAAUGUUGUGCCAGAAUACACAGGGGAAAAAUUGGAUGAAAAGAUUGAAAAUAACAAAGAUAUUUACAUUGUUUUUGACAAAAAUAAUGAUGCUGAUUACAAGGGGAGCAUGCCCCUUUUUAAUUUUAAUGAGACUGAUGUGACUAUAGACUUAACAUCAGUAGAAAUGAAUCCUUAUUGUGAAUGUGGAAUUUUAGAAAUCUUAAACGAAUGUAAUUGUGAAAACAACCAAUUAUCACUAAUAAGAAAUACCGAAACCAGUUUAAUUAGAGUUCAAGCCGAAAAUUCUACAGAAAAACAAAAUGAAAUUAACGAAUUAACCCGCCAACUUACAAAUUUACAAAUAGAGAACAACAGAAAUAAAGACAAAAUUAAAGAAUUAAAAGGUGAAUUAGGACAAUCCCAAGAGGAAUAUUUGAAUCAGAAAAUAGGGAUAAAGCAAGAAAAAUUGGAAAUUUUGGCUCAACAAUUAGGUAUUAAUCAAGGACAAAUUGAUAAUUUGAAAAAUGCUUAUCAGCAAUUAAUUGAGGCUCUCAAAAAUUUCAACCAGGCUAAUAUAAAUGCUGCUAAUGCUAAUGUUAAUAACCUGAGGGCAGUUCUCGCGACCACCCCGGCUAAUAGACAAAAAUUUUGUCGAAAGUGCGAAAAAUUGGUUAAGUUAGAAAUUGAAUUAAACAAAGUUUAUCAACAACAAUUUGAAGCACGACAAGAAGUUCCGCCUCGCCAAUAA